AUGUCGGUCAGCUCGCUCGCACACAUGGAAUUGAAACAUCCCUGGCCUUUCCGCUCGUCUUUUGAUCCGAACAACAACUGGUCGACGAUCGACUAUAGCAUGACGAACCCUCUCUGGCUCAACGGCUCAAAUUAUCCGUGCAAGCACUAUCACACCCAAUAUCGAUCAAUGCCGGUCGUUGAUACCCUCGUUGCUGGCUCGAGCUACCAGCUGCAGAUAUCCGGUACUGCCUACCAUGAUGGUGGCUCUUGUCAAAUUGCAAUCUCGUACGAUGGAGGCCAGACAUGGGGCGUGAUCCAUUCGAUCGUCGGCGGAUGCCCCCUUGUGCCGACGUACGACUUCAUCGUCAAUCCUGACCUGCCCAGCACAAGCAAAGCCCUGCUGAGCUGGACAUGGAUCAACAGCAAAGUCGGCUUUCGCAACCUCUACCAGAACUGCGCCAUCGUUCGCGUCAACGGAAGCAUAUCGAGAAGCAUCACCCUUCCGGCGCUCUAUCUUGCUAAUGUGCAAGGCACUCAAUGCCUAACGGUCGAAGGGACCGAGCCCGUCUAUCCUGUUCCCGGCGCGAGUUGGCAACUCGGUGGCUCCUUCUCAAUGUACACGAGCUACCCGCCGGUGACUGUUCUGGCUUCUUGCUCGAUCGAUUACACACGCAACGUCACCAUCGGCCCGCUCUCGAACGACAUUGCUUCGCUCGACGUCAGCACAGAUCCAGGUCCUAGAAUCCGCAUGGUUCGCUCAGUCGUAGAGCCGAGCGAGUUUGGUCGCUUUGUGCCUAUCGGUACCCGCUUCUUUGCAAGACAGCAUCCCGGCAGGCUGUUCUGGCAGAUGCGUUCAAGCAUGCAAUGA
Messenger RNA from Mixia osmundae IAM 14324, 849 nucleotides. RefSeq lists its product as uncharacterized. NCBI's taxonomy places the organism in Eukaryota, Fungi, Basidiomycota, Mixiomycetes, Mixiales, Mixiaceae. The record is from RefSeq and is a predicted model, not a curated record. Bases 1 to 849 code for a protein of 282 amino acids. The transcript has 4 exons.